AUGGCUGGCACUCGCGAUCCCACUACCUUGUCCAACUACGGCGCUUGGCGCACAAGGCACACCACCGCCAACUUCAACAUUGACUUUGAGAAUAAGCGCCUCAAGGGAUCUGUUGUGCUGCAGCUGGAGAGCCAGACUGACAAGGAGAGCAAGGAGAUCAUCCUCGACUCGCGCUUCGUCAACGUCUCGUCCGUCAACGUCAACGAUGCUGCGUCCAAGUGGGAGCUCAAGCCGCACUCGGAUCCCUUUGGAGCGCCGCUUCAUGUACAGGUUCCCGAUGGCGCAGCCAAGGGCGACAUCGUCAACCUGGCCAUUGAGCUGGAGACGACCAGCAAGUGCACUGCCCUUCAGUGGCUGACGCCCGCUCAGACGUCCAACAAGAAGCACCCGUACAUGUUCUCUCAGUGCCAGGCCAUCAAUGCUCGCUCCAUCUUCCCCUGCCAGGACACUCCUGAUGUCAAGUCCACCGUCAGCUUCAAGUUCACGUCCACUCUCCCUGUUGUUGCCAGCGGUGUUCCUGUUGGUGACCACACAGCCACUCCCGGCGUGGAGAAGGUCUAUGAGUUUGAGCAAAAGGUUCCAAUUCCUUCGUACCUGUUCGCCGUUGCCUCUGGUGAUAUCGUUGCUGCCCCCAUUGGCUCCCGCAGCAAGGUUGUUACCGGCCCCAAUGAGCUCAAGGGCUGCCAAUGGGAGCUCGAGCGGGACAUGGAGAAGUUCCUGGAAAUCGCCGAGAGCAUCGUCUUCCCUUACAAGUGGGGAGAGUACAAUGUGCUCGUUCUGCCCCCCAGCUUCCCCUAUGGAGGCAUGGAGAACCCUAUCUACACUUUUGCUACCCCCACCAUUAUCAGCGGCGACAGGCAGAACGUCGACGUCAUUGCUCACGAGCUUGCCCACAGCUGGAGCGGUAACCUGGUAUCCAACGCUAGCUGGGAGCAUUUCUGGCUGAAUGAAGGCUGGACCGUGUACCUGGAGCGACGAAUUGAGGCUGCCGUCCACGGCGAGCCCCAGUUUGACUUUUCGUCCAUCAUUGGAUGGAAGGCCCUCGAGGACGCCGUUGCACACUUUGGCAAGGACCACGAGUACACCAAGCUCAUUAUUAGCCACGACAACGUAGACCCUGAGGAUGUCUACAGCACUGUUGCUUAUGAGAAGGGCUUCCACUUCCUUUACUACUUGGAUCGCCUCGUUGGCCGAGACAACUUCAACAAGUUUAUCCCCCACUACUUCACAAAGUGGGCUGGCAAGUCUCUGGACUCGUUUGAGUUCCGGGAUACCUUUGUAGACUUCUUCAACAACCUCGGUGAUGAAGAGGUCAAGCAGAAGGUGGCCACCAUCGACUGGGAGAGCAAAUUCUAUACCCCUGGCUUGCCUCCUAAGCCCGAGUUUGACACCACCCUUGCUAACCAAUGUUAUGAGUUGGCUGAGAAGUGGAAGGAUGCUUCUUAUGAGCCCAGUGCCAAGGAUGUUGAAUCCUUCUCCUCCAACCAAAAGAUUGUUUUCCUCGAAAAGCUGCAGCAGUUUGAGCCUCUAAGCACCGAACGUGCUCAGCUCCUCGGCAGCGCCUACGAUCUCCUAAACACCCAGAACGUUGAGCUCAAGUUUGCCUACCUCCAAAUCGCCCUCAAGGCCAACGACAGCACCAGCUACCAGAAGACCGCCGAUUUGCUCGGAAAGGUCGGCCGCAUGAAGUUUGUUCGACCCUUGUUCCGCUCCCUGAACAAGGUUGAUCGCAGCCUUGCCCUGGAGACCUUUGCCAAGAACAAGGAAUUCUACCACCCUAUUUGCAGGGGUAUGGUGGAAAAGGAUCUGGGUGUCUAA
This is a messenger RNA of Trichoderma breve, 1818 nucleotides long. RefSeq names its product peptidase family m1 domain-containing protein. The coding region runs from base 1 to 1818 and encodes 605 amino acids. Gene Ontology annotation, molecular function: zinc ion binding; metallopeptidase activity; aminopeptidase activity. Gene Ontology annotation, cellular component: cytosol. The record is from RefSeq and is a predicted model, not a curated record. The transcript is spliced from 5 exons. NCBI's taxonomy places the organism in Eukaryota, Fungi, Ascomycota, Sordariomycetes, Hypocreales, Hypocreaceae. Gene Ontology annotation, biological process: proteolysis.